AUGUCCAGCAAUACGUCUGGAAAUGAGGCGGGUUAUUUCCCCGAGAAAGAGGUCCCUUACACCCCCGAGAAGGAAGUCGCACCUUCACCCGAUCAUUGCCACGAUGGCCCGGUGGACGGAGAAUUGGUCAACGCCUCAGGCCAUCGCCAGGAACUCGAACGGAAUUUCAGCCUUAUAAGUAUCUGUGCCGUGGCAGUGACGACUGGAAACACGUGGAUUGCCCAAGGUGGCAGUGUUGUGACUGCAUUGAGCAAUGGUGGACUUUCGGGAACUAUCUAUGAAUUUAUGGCCGUCUCUGUCUGCUACUGGUUAGUCGCCGCAUCGAUCGCCGAAUUGGCAUCGGGUAUGCCCUCAGCCAGUGGUGUAUACCAUUGGGCAACCAUCACAGCCGGGAGCAAGUACGGUCGCGUGUGCGGAUUCUAUGCUGGAUGGUGGAACUGUCUGGCGUGGAUCCUCGGUGCUGCAUCUAUGUCUUUGAUUCUGGCCCAGCAGACCGUCUCCAUGUAUGAGCUUAUGCACCCUGGGUUCGUGCCUUCGCAGUGGAACACUUUCGUCAGCUUCCUCCUCUGCACCUGGACUUGCUGCUGCAUUGUCCUCUUCAUGAACCGGUUCCUGCCUUAUAUCGGCAACCUCGGCAUGUUCUUCAUCCUUGCUGGUGUGUUCAUCACCAUCCUUGUUUGUGCUAUCAUGCCCCAUGUGAACGGCGUUGGAUAUGCGACCGACAAGCUUGUGUGGCGCACUUGGGACAACCGAACCGGUUACACCCAGCAAGGAUUUGUCUUCGUCGCCGGUAUGCUCAACGGUGCCUACAGUGUGGGAACCCCUGACUGCUCGUCUCAUUUGGCCGAGGAGAUCCCGAAGCCGAGUCGGAACAUUCCCAAGGCUGUUUUCGCUCAAAUGAGUGUUGGGUUCGUCACAGGUAUCUGCUACAUGGUCGCCAUCUUCUAUGCCAUCAACGACCUCGAGGCGGUCCGCACUACCGGUACCUUCCCUCUCGCCGAGAUCUACCGUCAAGCUACCGGCUCCCGUGGUGGCGCUCUGGGUCUCCUGAUUGUCGCAUUCCUGCCUACCUUGAUCACUGCCUCCGGCUGCUACAUCACCGCCGGACGUACUCUCUGGACCAUCUCGCGUGACGGCGCCACUCCCUUCGCGGGAUGGCUUGGAAAGAUCAGCACUAAGUUCCACAACCCCUUCAACGCUACCCUGACCUGUGGCUGCAUGAUCACCAUCUUAGCCUGCAUCUACCUUGGCUCUACAACCGCAUUCAGCGCCUUUGUGGGUUGCUUCGUGCAGCUAUCCAGUCUUUCAUACUUCAUGGCUAUCUUCCCUCACAUCUUAACCCGCCGUUCAUCUUUCGUUCCCGGAUACUUCUUCAUGAACAACAAGAUUGGCUAUGUUAUCAACUCCCUGGCUUGCAUUUAUAUUAUUGCUUUCGCCAUCAUCUUCUGCUUCCCUUAUGCUUUGCCUACCGAUGCUGCGUCGAUGAACUAUGCCAGUUUGAUGACUGGUGGUUUGUCCAUCUUCGUUACGAUUUGGUGGUUCGUCCACCAGGGCUCCUACCAGGGCCCGAAGCAUGUCCCCUUGACCGACAAGGCGCUGGCUGAUGAUGCGCGGUAA
Penicillium bovifimosum is the source of this 1617-nucleotide messenger RNA. RefSeq lists its product as uncharacterized. Lineage: Eukaryota; Fungi; Ascomycota; Eurotiomycetes; Eurotiales; Aspergillaceae. The coding region runs from base 1 to 1617 and encodes 538 amino acids. Gene Ontology annotation, biological process: transmembrane transport. The record is from RefSeq and is a predicted model, not a curated record. The transcript has 2 exons. Gene Ontology annotation, molecular function: transmembrane transporter activity. Gene Ontology annotation, cellular component: membrane.